Molecule: messenger RNA, 2610 nt
Organism: Mytilinidion resinicola
Lineage: Eukaryota; Fungi; Ascomycota; Dothideomycetes; Mytilinidiales; Mytilinidiaceae
Exons: 1
Coding region: 1-2610 (869 amino acids)
Source: RefSeq, a predicted model, not a curated record
AUGCAUCAGAAACUCUACGAAGACCCUAGCGGGCGAGCUCACUGCCCCGUCAAACCCGCCGCUGCCCUUGCUGCCGCCGACAUCUGGAGAACAAAGAUUCACUGGCAGAGAGCAGAAGUUGGAGCGCAAGCAGCCUAUAAAUAUCCCUUUAUACCGCAAUGCAGCCAGAACAUACCUCCUCACACUUGCAAGCACCACAACGCCCGCUACCACGCCCACCACAACAUCAGUUCCCACCAACCGAGCCUCAACAUCGACUUUGACAUCCCGAUCUUUCUCCCGAUACCGCAACUACUCUUCCAAAUCAACAUCCUUAAUCGAAACAUGUCAGGCCAAGGUUCUUCGGGUGCGCCCAACAAUUGGCGCAUCAUUGAGCGCAUGCCAGGACAGUGGACUUCGUUUACGCAUAGCUUCCACCAACCGCAAACAACGGAGGACACAUAUCAGAAUGCACAUCCCGCCAAUGGUAACCCUGGGUCUCAGAACCCACAGGACUUGUUUACUGGAGGCAAUCAGAGCCAGGGGGCCGUGGGGGCUAAUGGAAUUGCAGGCCCAGAGCAUGAUUUCCUCGACCAUGGGAUUGCUGGAGGCUACGUUACGCGAGGCCGGCGCGUUGGAGGAGAUACUGCUGGAGGAGGGUUUCGGGGCUCGUCUUUAGGGGGUGGGCUGUUCGGCGGAUCUGCGCGACCUCGUGGGGCAGCAAUACAGCCAGGCCUAGAAAACGUCGCGGAGGAGGACGAGACCGUCCUUGAGCAUCGGAGUAGUAAUGGUCUUUUUGGUUCAAGGCCAAGUUUCGCCUCGUCUUCCCAGAACCAGAGACACCAGCCUCAUACCAACCUCUUCACUGAGGGUUACGAGUGGACCCAACGACACGGGAUCUGGGACGAUAGCAGGUGGCCUUCUUCCCCUGAGCACGACGUACUGGCGCGUCGUAGGGAUCCAGUGGCUCGAAGCCCUACCGCUAGUUCGCCCUCCCAGGGACGUCGAAACCCUGGCGCAACCAACGCGACCGUGACGAUCAAUGCCAACACCGUCAACGUGACCGCGAUGAAUGUCUCCCCAACCAGUGACGCGACGAUCACUGACAAUUCAGGUGGCAUUCGGGCCAAUAACCGCACAGGGAGCAGGCGCCGGAGGAGGUCGUCAACUCCCCCUGAGAAUGAGGGGCUGCGAUUUUCUUCCUCUGGGCUAGGUGUGGGCUCCCAAGAACGACCAGCACGACGCGCGCGAUACUUUUCAUCAACCCAUGAGCUUGAUGUGAGGGAGCAGCCCCAUCCUACGGGCCGAUCUGCAUAUGCUCCUAGGCGCACUCCACCGACUCGGGAGCAGCCAGGACUUCAGUCAGCUGGCCAAGUCCCGCAGCAGAGUGCCACUUCCAGGGCCUUGCUCUCCGUGCUAGACGCGCCACAACAGAGUGCACCACGACAGAGUGCACCACAACAGAGUGCCACAUCAUUGUCUUUGAUGGCUAUGCUGGACGGCAGACACACUAGACCGGGCGUCCCGCAAAUGCGACAAGCCCCUCCCAUCCCCGGCGUACCAGCACGCCCCCACAAUAUCUACGAACUGGUCGAACUGCAGCGCCGGCAGGAGUUGUGGGCAUCUGGCCCAGUGCGGACCCCUUUCACGCGCCAAGAACUCGACCACGGCCGAAUGCGCACCAUCGAAUACUGGCGCGUCAAGCACCACCAAGAGCAAUUCCUCAGUCAGCCCCCUGUGGACCCCAUCGUCACCGAAGAGCGCCGUGGCCGCCGCGUCCCCAUCUUCCAGACGCAGCCUCUAAACAACGAUAUCCAUGUCCCCGGCUACCGCUUCACGCGGGUGGGACCCCGCCUGAGAGCUGACCAGCAGCGUCCUUUCCGCCCCGACGGAUGGACCGCCCCGCGCCGGAUGGCUCUUCCUAACCAGACUCCGUACGAUCGUAUGGAGUUCAACGAGAACGUGCGUCGUGCACAGGAGGACAAGGAGCGCCGUCGGCGGGAGGUGCAGCAGCCGGGACUACGUCCCCCGCCGAACCUUCUCCCGGACACGCCGGAGGGGUUCGCGAACCUGAGGUGGGCAGUGGAGGGGGGCUCUGCAGAAAACGUUACGAUGCAGUUGCUCGAGCAGAUCCGUGCGAGGGAUGAGGCGGCUAGCGGGAGCGUUCAGGGGGCCUUCGAGACUUUCCGAAGAAAGGCAGAAGCAGAGAGGGGGCUGGAGCAGGAGGAAGAGGAAUUGGCGGAGAGCGAUGCCCCCGUGCGCCGCGGUGAGGAUGCGGCCUUGGCGAAGUUCUUGCGAGAGAGACGCGCCCUGGAAAACGCUGCACGCGCUAUGGAAGCGUUGGACGCGUUGAGGGCGGAGGCGUGGGAGGUUUUCUGGGAGGCGGCGGAGGUCGCCAGGCUGAGAGAGGCGAGAAGGGCGGCGCGGGCGAGAGUGGCGAGUGAUGCCGCGGGGAUCGCGAGGCUAAGGAUGGUGGAGAGAUCUACGAGGAGUAGGGUCAGAGAGAUGGACGCGGAGAGGCGUGAGAGGAGUCGUCUUGCGGCCGCCGCCUACGAUCGGAGGACGAGAGAGGCGGCGGAAGAGGGGAAGCGCCAGCGGCGAGAGUCGGAGGGAGUAGGUGGGAGUAGUUAG